Perca fluviatilis (European perch) is the source of this 1017-nucleotide messenger RNA. Its product is annotated as olfactory receptor 142-like. NCBI's taxonomy places the organism in Eukaryota, Metazoa, Chordata, Actinopteri, Perciformes, Percidae. The transcript has 2 exons. Gene Ontology annotation, biological process: G protein-coupled receptor signaling pathway. Gene Ontology annotation, cellular component: membrane. The record is from RefSeq and is a predicted model, not a curated record. Gene Ontology annotation, molecular function: olfactory receptor activity; G protein-coupled receptor activity. The coding region runs from base 1 to 1017 and encodes 338 amino acids.
AUGAUAAACUCUACACAGGUUUCAUAUUUCAUACUUGCUGCCUAUUUUGACACCAGGGGUUUUAAAUACUUACUUUUCUUGCUUAUUUUGUCUUUAUAUGUUUUCAUAAUUUGUACCAAUCUGUUGCUGAUUGUGGUUAUCUGUAUGAACAGAAGCUUACAUGAACCUAUGUACCUUUUUCUGUGCAGCCUGUUUGUAAAUGAACUGUAUGGUAGUACAGGGUUGUUUCCAUUCCUUCUGGUUCAGAUCCUCUCUGACAUUCACACUGUUUCUGCUCCCUUAUGUUUCCUGCAGAUUUUCUGUUUGUACUCUUAUGGAGCUAGUGAAUUUUGGACCUUAGCCGUCAUGUCUUAUGACAGAUAUCUUGCUAUCUGUUAUCCUCUACAAUAUCACACUCGUAUGACAUCUAAAAAGAUUGCCAUGCUUAUUGCUCUAACAUGGUUGUACUCUUUUCUUAGAUAUGUUUUGAUAGUGUUUGGUCUGACAGCUCCUUUACAGCUGUGUGGAAACAUUAUUAACAAAGUGUACUGUGACAACUAUUCUGUUGUCAAACUGGCCUGUUCUGACACAACAGCCAAUAACAUUUUUGGACUCAUUCACAUGUUUACAGUAAUCUUUGGUCUUAUAAUUUUAAUUCUUUUCUCUUACAUGAGAAUUCUUAAAGUUUGUUUAUCUGGUUCCAAACAGACCAGACAGAAAGCUCUCAGUACCUGCACACCUCACCUUUUUUCCCUGCUGAAUUUUUCUUGUGGGGGUUUCUUUGAAUUAGUACAGAGCAGGUUUAAUAUGAACUAUUUACCGAAUAUGUUGCGCAUUUUUCUGUCAUUGUACUGUCUUACAUGCCAACCACUCAUCAACCCUUUACUGUAUGGCCUGAAAAUGUCCAAAAUACGCAUUCCAAUAACGGAGCCAGCCUUCCUGAUGAGUUUGUACAGUCUGUUUGUGUGGCUGGCUCCGAUGCUGCUGCCCCAGCAGAUGGCGGAGGAGAACAGAGCGCUGGCCACAACACACUGGUAG